Messenger RNA from Phascolarctos cinereus (koala), 1340 nucleotides. RefSeq names its product ATPase H+ transporting V1 subunit E1 (gene ATP6V1E1). Gene Ontology annotation, biological process: proton transmembrane transport. NCBI's taxonomy places the organism in Eukaryota, Metazoa, Chordata, Mammalia, Diprotodontia, Phascolarctidae. Gene Ontology annotation, molecular function: proton-transporting ATPase activity, rotational mechanism. Gene Ontology annotation, cellular component: proton-transporting two-sector ATPase complex, catalytic domain. The record is from RefSeq and is a predicted model, not a curated record.
GGAACCGGAAGCUUGGACUUGUCAAGUGAAGAAAAACGGUAGCGCCCGGCCUCCAGGGCUGUUUCAUCUUCUGCUGUGCUCCGAAGCUGACGGCUCGCUGCAGGAGCAGCUGCUGUCACCAUGGCUCUCAGCGACGCCGACGUCCAGAAGCAGAUCAAACACAUGAUGGCUUUCAUCGAACAGGAAGCAAAUGAGAAGGCCGAAGAAAUAGAUGCAAAGGCAGAAGAAGAGUUCAACAUUGAGAAAGGUCGUCUUGUGCAAACGCAGAGACUGAAGAUAAUGGAGUAUUAUGAAAAGAAGGAGAAACAAAUUGAGCAGCAGAAGAAAAUUCAGAUGUCCAACUUGAUGAAUCAGGCGAGAUUGAAAGUCCUCAGAGCCAGAGACAACCUUAUCUCAGACUUACUAACUGAAGCGAAGCAGAGACUCUCCAAGGUAGUGAAAGACACAACCAGGUAUCAGGUGCUUUUGGAUGGUCUAGUCCUUCAGGGUUUAUACCAGUUGCUGGAGCCACGAAUGAUUGUCCGUUGCAAGAAAGAAGAUCUCCCUCUGGUCAAGGCUGCAGUGCAAAAAGCAAUCCCUAUGUACAAGAUUGCAACCACAAAAGAUGUUGAUGUCCAAGUUGAUCAGGAGGCAUAUCUGCCAGAAGAAAUAGCUGGAGGUGUUGAAAUUUAUAAUGGGGAUCGUAAAAUAAAAGUUUCUAAUACCCUGGAAAGUAGAUUGGAUCUUAUAGCCCAACAGGUGAUGCCAGAAGUCCGUGGGGCCUUGUUUGGUGCUAAUGCCAACAGGAAAUUUUUGGAUUAAGCCUCUGAUGAGGUGGGAUCCAUUCCAUCUGCUGUAUUGAUGAGUUAUGUGUCUAAAGUUGAAGAAACAACUAUGAAUGUUCCUCCUUUCUGAUGCUCUGACAUUGUCCUAUGUCCUUAAGUGGAGUAGCCUUUGUAUAGAAUGCCAUUAGCCUAUUUGUUAACUUUGGGAGAGAAUUUAUGGACUUAAAUUGUCAACAAGUAACCUAGUUCAUCUAGAUGUGACUAAGUUCUGAUCUCUACAUUCUGGGGACAAGGGGAUUACAUAUCAGUUGCAUGGUUUUCACUGAGAAUCCUUCUAUGAUCUGCCUUAGAUUGGAGUGAGCUGUGUACGUGAGGUAUAUUAUAGCCUCUUUGUAUUUUAUUUCUGUAGGUUACUUUAAUAUGCAUAAGGAGCAUGCAUUCACUCCUGCAUUAAUAGUAUUACCCCUGUCAACUAUUUGGGCUGAGAGGCUUUCCUCAGGUAUAUCUGUGAUUCAAAAACCCAAGCUAUAUGAAUAUGCUUUAUUUGUUAAAAUAAAAACUAUGUGGAUCAAACUA